Molecule: messenger RNA, 1071 nt
Organism: Penicillium samsonianum
Lineage: Eukaryota; Fungi; Ascomycota; Eurotiomycetes; Eurotiales; Aspergillaceae
Exons: 3
Coding region: 1-1071 (356 amino acids)
Biological process (GO): protein phosphorylation
Molecular function (GO): ATP binding; protein kinase activity
Source: RefSeq, a predicted model, not a curated record
AUGCCAGAAAAUAUUCCCCCUUCCUCUUAUCGGCUCGAAUUCAAAUCAUUCCACGACUGGAACGGCGGCCAUCCAUCACAGACCUUGAUAUUCCACACCAAGGACUCUUCGUGGUGGAUUAAAGUCGUGGUGGAUUGGUCUCUGCCGGAGUCAAUACUGGUUCUGGGCUACUUCAAACGCCGGUCCAUAUUGCAAAGAUUCAUUGAAGCGAUUGAUUUCGAGCAAUUACAUCUUUUGGGGGAUACUGUGACAAACAUUACUUUAAGUAUGACUGAGCAGAGCCAGAACUCGAUCACAAUCCGCGAUGGGUAUCAAACCUCUGUGAACUUUUACAUUGCCGUUGCCCAUCAAAUGCGCUGCAAGACCGCGGAGGAUCCAAAGAGAGCUAGUUGUCUGCGGAUUGUUGAGGUUAUCGCUCCAACUGUCUCCACUGUCUUAUUCAAGCAACAAAAGUUUGCUUAUAAAAUGAUCGAUCGCCCUAUUUAUGAGCCCGAAGACACAGAACAUAUCUUGAAUGAGAUCGAUGCCCUUAUCCAACUCCGCGGAGAGCCGAACAUCGCGCAGCUAGUUGUGAUCACUGGAUUCCUUCUUGAAUACUAUUCUGGCGGGUCGCUCGAGGAAAUAAUUGAAGGGUCUGAGGUCCAACAUGGUUUCUUGUUGGUACAGUGGGCCCUACAAAUCGGAAGAGCAUUAGAAUCUUUGCAUAAGCGGGGCCGAAGUCAUCUUGACGUUAAGCCCUCGAACAUCGUUUUCGAUGCCAGGAAAAAUGCCAUCCUCAUCGACGUCAGUGGAACCGGCGGUUAUGUGUGGGAAUGGCUCUCACCGGAGAUGCAGAUGUUCAAAGAACAAAACAUUGAAAUACCCCUGCCCAACACUUCAUUCGAGGCACGGGUUGCUUCAGACAGUUGGGCUUAUGGAAGAUUACUCUCCAAAAUUGCCGAGAGAAGUGACACUGAUGGUGCAAGUGGAAAGCUGCAAGUAGUCGCUGAUGAUCUGACGAAGGCGGCCCCCGAGGCUCGCAUUUCGUUAGGCGACGCUCUUGCAAAGCUACAAGAAAAGGACGAUGAAUAG